GUUCAUAAUUUCUCCAUGUCGGAUUUUAGAAACUUGUACUACCAUGCGAGUUCAUUCAAGAAUGAUCACGAUCAGCAAAGUUUUGGGGAUGAAACUGAUAGCAUCUAUAGGGUUUCGUCAUCCUCUGUUGAUCCUUCGGUCAUGAGCUUCCCUGAUUGUUUACACACUACUUCCAUGGACUACGGUUCACUUGAAAUGGCUUUUGGUCUGUCACCGUCAUCGUCGGAAGUAUUUAAUUCAGUCCAAGGAAGCAACCGGGCGACGAAGCAGCUGGUCGGUGCUGAGGAUUUAGGAGGCGGUACCGGUGAAGUUACGGGGACUCUUAAUUCUUCUAUUUCUUCUUCAUCCAGCGAGGCUGGUUGUGAAGAAGAUUCAGGCAAGAGUAAGAAAGAUGUGCAGUCAAAAGGAUCAGAAGACGGAGGUGAAAGCUCAAAGAAAGGGAACAAAGCAAAAACGAAAGGAGAGAAAAAGCAAAGGGAACCACGAUUUGCUUUCAUGACUAAAAGUGAAGUUGAUCAUCUUGAAGACGGGUACAGAUGGAGAAAAUAUGGACAAAAAGCUGUGAAGCACAGCCCAUAUCCGAGAAGCUACUACAGGUGCACUACACAAAAGUGUACAGUGAAGAAGAGAGUUGAGAGGUCAUUCCAGGACCCGUCGACUGUUAUCACAACAUACGAAGGCCAACACAACCACCCACUUCCGACGACACUGAGAGGAAGCAUGGCUGGUCUAUUUCCACCUUCCAUGUUAACCCAAUCGCCACUGGGGGGACCAAACUUCCCACACGAACUGCUCAUGCAGAUGCCUAAUUAUCACCAUCAGAUGAAUAACCAAGCCACUGCUGGUUCGAUGUUUGGACAAAGCGUUAGCCCUUUUCAGCAGUACCUCCAUCACCCGGCUCCGGACUAUGGACUUCUUCAAGACAUGGUUCCUUCCAGGUUCCUUAAACAUGAACCAUGAGUCUCCAACUCUCUU
Molecule: messenger RNA, 975 nt
Organism: Hibiscus syriacus
Lineage: Eukaryota; Viridiplantae; Streptophyta; Magnoliopsida; Malvales; Malvaceae
Product: WRKY transcription factor 71-like
Exons: 3
Coding region: 16-960 (314 amino acids)
Biological process (GO): regulation of DNA-templated transcription
Molecular function (GO): DNA-binding transcription factor activity; sequence-specific DNA binding
Source: RefSeq, a predicted model, not a curated record